This is a messenger RNA of Papilio machaon (common yellow swallowtail), 1522 nucleotides long. RefSeq lists its product as uncharacterized. The record is from RefSeq and is a predicted model, not a curated record. The coding region runs from base 158 to 1522 and encodes 454 amino acids. NCBI's taxonomy places the organism in Eukaryota, Metazoa, Arthropoda, Insecta, Lepidoptera, Papilionidae. The transcript has 2 exons.
CGUUUUGACAGGUCGGUGGACGCACGUGUAUCGAGGUUUUGGUGUUUUUAUUUUGCAUUUUAAGUGUAAAAAGUUCUUAUUUAUAUUUUAAAUUGGUUAAUACUAACUCUUUUGCUGCUGGUAAGUAGAAAACUAUUUGUUAAUUCGUGAGACCAAAAUGGAAACAGACCCUCCAAGCGAACCUCCCGAUCCGGGAGCCACUCCUUCCCGCAAACGGCAAGCAGACGAUGGAACAGUCUCCUCCUCUUCUAAAAAAUCUUUGUCUGAUCCCUCCCAAGCAAACCCAUCUAUAGGAAAUUUAUAUAUUCACCCGUCAUUUGCCGAAGGCCUUAAAUCUUACGCCAACGAUGAUAAAGGUCCAUUCGUCGUCCAAGUCUCUAGGGACGUCGAAGACCCGACUUCCGGAGCCUCGUUAAGAGCCAUUACUUUCGGUCAAUUCCUUCACAAACAUAAAAUAAGCUCCAUCUUACAUGAUGGUGUUAAAAACGUUGGUCGUAACAAAAUAAUCGUCGAGUUUUCGACAGCUCAUGCAGCCAACCACUUCCUUGUCAAUCCUAUCCUCUCCCUAUGUAAAUUCAAAGCCUUCAUCCCCACAUAUAAUAUGACCAGAAUGGGAUUAGUGAAGGGAGUCCCCAUAGACUGGUCGAUGAGUGAGCUCGUUCAAUCUUUGGAGCUUCCCCCAGGCUGUGGUGAGGUGCUCAAAGCCCGAAGGUUGAACAGAAAAACAACUCAGGAAAAUGUCACCACCUGGAUACCGACUCAGUCUGUUGUCCUGACCUUUAGGGGUCAAAUACUUCCAAGUAAAGUUUAUUCCUACCACACGUCCUUACCUAUCGAAACCUACAAACUUCCUACCAUUCAAUGCUUAAACUGCUGUCGUUUUGGCCAUACCAAAACAAUCUGCAGAUCACAACCCAGGUGUUAUAGGUGCUCCCAGUCCCAUGCAGGGGAAUCUUGUGAAAUAGAUAAAAAUCUAGCCUCAUGUCUACAUUGCUCAGGCAAACAUUUUGCCAAUGACAAGGCUUGUCCUGAAUUCACUAGACAGCAAUCAAUUAAAGUAAUUAUGUCUCAGAAUAAUAUAUCCUACAUGGAAGCGGCAGCUCAAUUCCCUUCUGUCCGGCGAUCCUAUGCUGAGAUGGCAAAGGAAAUGUUUACUCCUCCCGCCUAUUCACCUAAGACCCCCUCCUGUCCGACAACUCAACCCACACCCAAAACUUCCUACCGUCAAACAACAUUCCGGUCUCCUCGCCCUCGAGCCCCACCAGGCAAGGGUUAUGACAGAGGUGCUCACCAGAAUAUUGUUGGUGAAUGUGCUUCAUCCCUUCCGAAUGGACAUGCUCUCAAUCAAAAUUCUCCCCCCAAUGAAACUCUACCUAUGUUAGAACAACUUUCCACUCUCCUUCUCAGUCUUAUCACUCCUUGUAGUGACAUUCCUCUACCGUCCAACGUUGCCAAAAACAUUUCCAAACUUUUUAAAAUCCUCCAAGAUGGCCCCAACAACCAUACUUCAAUGGAACAGUAA